AUGUUUGACUCGGCCCCUUCUAGCCAGGAAGCGGCGCCGCAGGCGCUUCUGGACGCUAUACUACCAUGCAUAACCGGGUCCAAUGAGUCACCGCAGCCACCCACUGCCACUGCCCUAUCAUCAUCGACACUAGUCAACAUGACUCCACAAACGCAGGAGCCGACACGUUCAGGGACCGCGGACUGGUUCUGUCGGUCAACGAGACUUAAACGGGCGCAUUCAGAAGCUCCCGGAGAUGUUGCACCCAGGGCCAAAAAGCCAAGAUGGUCCCAAAUCAUUGCCCUUAAGGUCUCUCCACGUCACCUCGCCCGACUUGCGGACAGCGAGAGAAUAGCGGAGUUCCUUACCCCAUCACCAGAAGAGGAGAUACCUCCGCCGCAAGACGAAACGAUCAUGUCGAAUGCCGACGAAGAGCACGUCCCCUCUAACGGCAAAUCAUCAAGGGUCCCGGCGACUUCUACCGACGAGGGUAACACCGAUAGUGACAACAUUGUUGUGAAACGACCCGCCCACCUCGAUCCUCCUUUCACCAAGCUGCCGUCCAGGCAGAAGACCGACAGGGAUCAGGACUCAAAUAGCGCCCUACCAUCCCGUCCAUCCACUGGUGGUCGCGAGAGCGCAUCUGGCGCGGCCCCGCCCCUUACGUUGACGGCGGCCUCACCAAAACAGGCUUCAGCGACGGCUCAGGGGUCUGGCGUGUGGAAUAGUUCCCCAUUGUCUCCCGCCGAUGAACGACGUCCUGCUACACCGUGCGAUACUCCACCCGUACAAUGCCAGAAUGAAUCUAGUGGAGGACACGCUGGAUCUGGCAUAUCUAAUAGAGAGAGGACAGCCGGCUCAAACAACACGAGAGCUAUGUUGCCCGGAUGCCAGCAGGGGCAAGACCGAAUUGUCUCAUCUGUGUCCACCACGACUCGAUCGCGCACAAAAAGACGAAGAAGAUUUGCCCCACCCACGCAAGCACUGCUGCCUCAGAGGUCGCUGCAGUCCAACAUAUGCUAUCAGACGCUGGGGCCUGGAACUAUUGCCGCUCCUACCCUGCUAGCACCUCAGCAUGUUGCUCUUCAUAGCCACACUCAGAGCCAGAUUUGGCGGCAUCAGCAUCAGCAACAAUACCAGUUCCAGCCAGCUCAUUGGUUGUCACUCCCUAAUGCAGUACAAUCACAGCAAGCUAAACAUCAGCCAUUCCGCACGCCACCAACAAUACCUUCAAAUCUCUCAUCGGUUCCUCAGGUACAACAGCAGCACCAAGAACGAAGUUCGUUGCAUUCUCACAAUGGCGCCAGACCAAUGCUAAAACACCACUCGCGCCAAGUAUACGCGCAGCACACCCAGUUACAGGCAGUUCGUUCCAGUAUGGAAGCGCCAUCAACUCCAAUUCAGAACCAUGGCUCCAAGACCCUCUUCACACGGGCUGGAGAACAACCUCCUCCAACACACUCGCACUGGACUGGUAGUGGCUUGGAUCAGUCACAUCCUCCUCGCCGCGAUCUCAGUCUUAUCAAAUACAUGGACGCAGUUCAGGCCAACUGUCUUGAACAGAUCUCUAUCGAAAUUGACUGGGCUCGUAACUUCAACUACUCUGAUCAUCUGUCAAUGGGAGCCUUCUUGCAGUGCAAGACCGUUGACGACUUUUUCUCCCUCAUUGAAACCCAGAUGCCAGACGAGUUGCGGGCGGUCGAUGGGAACAGCAGCCGAGUGAAAGAAGUCAAGAUCAAGGCUUUGACGCCUCUGAAGGGCAAGGUCCUCAUGCCGCGUAUCAAGCGCGACGAAGAUUCUGGACGCAUAGCCCUUCGCGCGCUGAUCAGGAAGCUGCUGUCGCAACCGCCCGAUGCGAACAUUGAGCUAGAAUUCUUGAUUGUCUGGGAGUAA
This is a messenger RNA of Zasmidium cellare ATCC 36951, 1872 nucleotides long. RefSeq lists its product as uncharacterized. The coding region runs from base 1 to 1872 and encodes 623 amino acids. The transcript has a single exon. Lineage: Eukaryota; Fungi; Ascomycota; Dothideomycetes; Mycosphaerellales; Mycosphaerellaceae. The record is from RefSeq and is a predicted model, not a curated record.